ACUAUUGUGUGCUUAUAAGCUCUGGCAAAAGAUCGGUUUUGUUUCAGUGAUUUUAAGUGUCAUGCAUUAUAACUAACAAAGAUCCACACUUAGUAACUUCACACGAUGUAAAAUGGCGGUAGGAACCACACUACAUUUUGUUCUCUUCAUUCUCAUGGUGGUCGUUGUAAGUUCCUUGCCUGAAAGCGACCACGAAGUAGGUGUCCGUGGCUGUGGAAACAAGACGUGUGACGUCAAUGAAUUCUGCGAUGAGGACAAAGGGGUCUGUUUGGAUUGCGCAAUACAAGAUUGCCAAGUGUUUCUUUCCACAGGAAACAACGGUUUGAGCAAUACUGAUGCAACCAGCGAACUUGAUCAGACAACAAUGGCAACCAAGAUAUCCACAGGAAACAACGGUUUGAGCAAUACUGACGCAACCAGCGAACUUGGUCAGAUACCAAUGGUCACCGAGAUAUCCGAGACACGGUGGCCAUCCACUUCUCACCAAAUCGACAAUAAAACAAAGAAGCCGGAACGGGAGAAGGAGGAGGAUAGUCUUCCCGCAACCCUUGCUCUAUGUGGAGGCAUCUUGGUGAUCUGUGUGGGGGCUUACAUCUAUGUCUGCCAUCCACUCGGCUGUCGGUCACAGAGGAUUAUGAGAGAACUAGACGAAAUGGCGGGGAUUUAUUCAAAAGGAAUAUACCAAAAAGAAAACGAUGAACCAAUGACGAAGGCCCCGUUACAGUAUACCAUACAAACAGAUGCCUGCACAAAGUCAACAGUUUAAUCUAUGCUCUAUGGUGUAAUUAAACACCAUGAACUUUGACUCCAAAGACUACUUCUAACCUAGACAGGAAUAUGUGUCUUUUCUUGGAUUUAUUAACAAUCUCUGACAUCUUUAAGUGUAGCCAACGUAGUUCAGCGGAACAACCGCUGUUAGCUUUUGGUCUAUUCUCAACUCACCCCUAAAUUUUCCAGAAACGCUCAAUAUUUGGGUAAAUGUUCGAAUAUCUUUGAUUUUGACCGAUGUAAACCCCAUUUUACACAGUUUAUGAGCCAUAAUUUUAUGAUAUGAUACAGAUUUCACUUAUAAAAUGAACAUCGGUCUAUCAUUACAAAUCACAUUUUUGAACAUGUAUAUGCGAGUAGAGCCGAUUAGUUUACCUUAAUUUCCUUAUACAAAUGCAAGGAACUUUUGGAAUUUUACAUUGCAAGUAAUAUCUACCGUGCAAUAUUUCAAUACAGAUAUGAAUUUCAGACAAUCUUAAAUUUUCGUCUUUUCGCAUCCAAAAUUAAGAUAUGAAAUGUCAAAUGACAAAGUUCAUUAUGGUCCUCCAGGGCCCUGGGAACAAUUUUUGGCUGGGAGUGCUGGCUUGGAAUGCAAAUUUGACAAGCAAAAAGAGAAGUCUUCACUACAAAUAAAGGUGAUUUGGGUUAAAUUAAUACUUAUAGCAUAACUUAGAUAUUUUUAUUGAGUGAUUGAUAACGAAUUUUUAAUUUCAAUUGUCAACAAAAUUGCAAAGUAAAGCAAGUCGUGAUUCAUUAUAAUGAAAUAGAAUAAAAUAUAUUUUAUUAUAAACCCAGUACAAAGAAAUAAAACAGUUACUAUCUUUUGUGAGCAAAUUAUACAUAACAAGCGAGAAAAAAAAAAAGACAGAAAAUCCCAACAUGUAAUUGGUGACCUUGAUUUGCUACCCUUGUAUUUGAACAUACAGCCAUCCAUAGAUAUUUUUAUUUCUGUUAUUUCUGUAUCCUUACUCGAUAGAACACAAUGCUUGCCGCAGUGUGCUCACAAUAUAUGGAACACAGUGUGAAAUCACCUUCACACUGUGAAAUUUGAGCAUUUCAACGGUGUGAAUUACAUAUUCACUGUAAAUCACAUAGUCGACCAUGUGAAUACUCUGUGGACAUACAUGAAUAAAUAAAUAAAUAAACAGAUACAUAAAUCACAGUUGGAUUUAUGUAGUGCCUUUUACCAGAGUACACAAAUCGCAACUAUCAUUACCCCGGCUUUAGCUCGAGCUACCGCUUCAUCAACAGUGCUGAGUACCCAUUCAUCUCCCCUGGGUUAACAUGGUUAAGAGUAGCACAAUCUGGAAACAUUUCAUGUUGGAGGGUGGUGAUGAUGAUGGUGAUGAUAUUAAUUAUCAUAAUCAGGGAUGCCUCUUAUAGGCUUGAUAAAAUAAAAUAUCUGGAAUUACCCCUUUCCUACAUGAAAAAAGGAGGUUUUCAGUGGCCUUAAAUAUAUUGAAAAAGACUUAGGUCUGAAAAGUGACAUUCCUGAAUAACGAUAACAUUAUGAAUGAGAAUAAUGAUAAUAUAGAACGAUGGCAAAUUGAUUAUAAUCAUAAGGCUUAAUGAUACCAAUGCUAAUAAUGAUAGGCCCAAUAAUGAAAUUAAUAUUGGUAAUACAAGAAAAAUAGAGUAUAGCUGCAUUAAAGGGGAAGUUCACUCUGACGAAAUGUCUAUUGAUAAUAAUUUCGCAGAAUAAAAUAUUUUUAAAAUGGUGAAGGUUUGUGGAAAAUCCAUCAAAGAUUUAAAAGCUUUAAGCAUUUUAUUCAUUUUUGUUUGUUUGUGACGUCAUAUGCGACAAUGUUUCCCAUAUAUCCUGUAAUGAAAAAAAAUAUAAAUGAAAUUUCAUUUUAAAAAAGGUGAAAAUAUUUCUUAUUGCACUUCCAGUAUAUCAACAGACAAAUAAUUUCACACCAGCUCCUGAUGUUUUAGUCAUCAUAAACCAUUAAAAUGGAAAUGUAUGAUUUUAUAUUAUAACUAUGGAGUAGGUGCUCGAAAAUGACGUAAAAAUAAAAAACUUCAAAUUCUACAACUUUACUAAGCAUUGAUGACUAUUUCCCUCAAUCCUUCAACAAUAUUUUUCAUUAUUUUUUCGUCAAUUUUUUUUAUAACAAAAUCUUCUUCAGAGUGAACGUCCCCUUAAAUUGUAAUGUAAAAGAGAAAAGUGUCGGUUCUUUACUUAUACAUUUUAAAAAAAUAUUCCUCGAUUACAUAAACAUCUUUAGAACCUGACCAUAAAGUUAAACGUGCAUGACCAGGCCAUUACUUGGAUAUAGCAUGAUCGGACACCAUCACUCCAGCUUAUAUCGGUGGUGUUGUACGGUAUUUUGUGCAGAGUCUUUAUGCACUAAUGUUCUCUGUGUGCAGAAAAGCGCCAACCUACUGACAUUUCGCAACCCCCAGCCAAAAAGUCCCUAAAGUUAAAGACUUGCGAAAUACACACCUGUGAUUCCCCGAGUUAUUUGAUAAUUGAAUAUAUAAGUUCGCACAAACUUUACUUACUUUUGAUAGGUGUGCAUGGUCGCAAACUCAAUUUGUAGGAACGGAGGAACGAGGCAAAAAUAUGGUCCCAAGAAAAUGCCUGUACGUAUUAAACGGGAAUCGUACACAGAUAGUUCAAAGAAUCAAUUGGAAUGGCGUUUGGAAUUUGUACCCCACUAUAAAGGGAUGACGUUUAGAACACAAUGUCUGAUUGAAAUAAAAAUCAUUUGCAAAUGG
This is a messenger RNA of Lytechinus pictus (painted urchin), 3489 nucleotides long. RefSeq lists its product as uncharacterized. The coding region runs from base 113 to 766 and encodes 217 amino acids. The record is from RefSeq and is a predicted model, not a curated record. The transcript has 3 exons. NCBI's taxonomy places the organism in Eukaryota, Metazoa, Echinodermata, Echinoidea, Temnopleuroida, Toxopneustidae.